AGAACAAAGUGAUUCCUUAUAAAAUAACUUAAGGCAUAAAAGACGAAAAAGUAGGCGUGACAGCUAUGAUCUCCAAUCUCCAUUUGGGGACAGCCUCGGAGUAAUUUGGAUGAUAUUUAAGCGGUUAACUCCAUCUAACUUACUUCCCUCUUUUCCCCCCUUCGGCCCUGUUGAGUGUUUGAUUCAUUUUCAUUCGCUCUCUUGAAAUUUUUCCAUUUGGCUACCGACAUAUGGCUCCUACCUUAUGGUUUUCCAGCUUCUGAACUCAAACCAACAAACACCGCCCUCAUCAUCAACCUGUUGACGAAUUAUUCUUUUUCCCCCUCAAGUGCUAUUUGAUUGCUGCAAGCUUCCUCUCUCACCAUUCAUUCGGUCAGACUUCUUCUUACCUUUUGGUCUUCUCAAGUUCUUUUCUUAUUAAUUCUACUUAACUUAAAGCUAUAACCACCCCCCUAGUUAGUUUAGGCUUAAUUAUCUAUUCUUUAGUACUACUUCAGAUUUUAUAAUAACCAUCUUGAUUGGUUUUCUCACCUGUUUCCUUUGUUACUUCAACUAAACAGGGAAAAAGUUUUUCUGGGUUCCCUCUAAAUCUUUCUUGAGUUCUGCUUCUCAUUUAGAGUAUAUUUUUUUUGUAUGUAUGUGUUUUUUGCAUGGUUGUUUUAAGUUGUAGAACUUGACAACUUAUUAAUUGUCUGGGUUAAUUUAGUCCUGUAACCAGAAUUCUUUUCCCGGCCUUUGUUCUUCUUCUUCUUCUUCAUCAUUGUUUUCUCAACUUUCUGUCACAAAUUCUAGUACUUUUUUUGUUUAGAAUUGAAAGGCGGGUUCAGAUUUAGAAACGUGUAGAUUCUACUGUUGUUAGAUUCUUUCUCUUUUACAGCCCUUUUGUUUUGGUGUUAUUUGUUUCCCUGUUAGAUUCUUCAACCUGUCACUUCUCUGUUUUCCCCUUUUCCCUUUAAAGCUAGUAGCUCCAUGUGCCGGAGUUAUUAGUAACUUUUCAGGCCCAAAAUUGAAUAGAAAGUUUGAAACUUGAAUUUCAUCAGGGCUUACUUGGACCAAAAUCUUAGCAAUUUUAAACCCGGUGUUGUGAGAGGUCAACACCCAUAUUAAUGGCCGCCAUGCAGAGUACUCUGUUUCCAAAAGAGCGUGAAGCCAUUUCAUUUUCCACGGUGCCUUGGUGGAGCGGUCUCGGGUCUCAACCCGAAGCUCAUGAGGAGGAUCACCACGAUGCAUUUGGUGGGCUGUUCAAGUCUUCUGCAACUACCCAAACUCAAUCUCCUAAGGAAAUCCCGGAGAACAAUGAUCCUAAGCAAGAAACCGGAAAGGGAUUAUACCCUAAUAAUCACCAGUUCAUCAUUUUUCCUGGUCAUGCCAAAAAUCCUCCGGCUGAGAAGAACUUUCAGCUCCAAGGUUCUAACAACAUGCAAGGAACAGCUUUGGAAUAUCGCGGGCAUAUUGAACUAGGCUUCGGUCAACCUGUGGUUCGUGCCAAAUAUCCUCAUGGAGAGCAGUGUUAUGGAGUGUUAUCAUCUUAUGGGCAUCAACUCACUGGCCGAAUCAUGCUGCCACUGAAUUCAACCACCGAUGAGGUUCCGAUAUUUGUGAAUGUUAAGCAGUAUCAUGGAAUACUGAGGCGCAGAAAGUAUCGUGCAAAAGCAGAAAUGGUGAAAAAGGCUCAGAAAAGCCGCAAGCCGUAUCUGCACCUGUCGCGCCAUCUCCAUGCAAUGCGCCGACCAAGAGGUUGUGGCGGUCGUUUUCUCAACACAAAGGCUUUGAAGGGCACCCAUGAUCCAACUGAUGAAAAACGAUCCACAACAGGAAAAUUUCAGACAUUUUCUCAACUGACUGGAUCCCAGAGUUCUGAACUAUUCCAGUCUGAUAGUGGAAAUUCAAGCUCACCAAAAGCAUCUGAUGGAUACAGAUCAAACAAUAUGGGUUCUGAGGUGACUAGUGUGUACUCCAGGGCUGAUCUCGAUCCAUUUCCGUUUACCAAUCUCUGCCAGACGGUUCAUCCUCUGCCUAAUUUGAUGAGUUCUGGUCUUGGCAUGGUCCUUCCUAGUCAAUGGGUUGCAGCAGCUGAUACCAUCGGCUGCUGCAACCUUAAGGUAUGAAAAUCAGGGAAAGGAUGGAAUUUGUUUCCAGUCAUUGGUCUCAAAUUCCAUCCUUUUUCGCAGCCAAAUGGAAACACCGGUUCUACCACCAUUUGGUUGCUUCUAGGCAAAUCAUUCUUGGCUUAUUAGCAUUUUGGCCUGUCUCCAUCUCUUAUGCUAGGGAGUGGUAUGGAUUGGAGACACACAAGGCCUUAAUGCUUUGUAAAAUAGAAAACUCGUUUUAUCGUAAUCCCCUGCUUAAAUAAUACAAACUUCCCAACGUUGGUAGCUGUUCCACGCUGCAGUUGAGGGAAUUUGCUUUCUCGAAGUUCUGACUUAAGAAUCCUGAAGCCUUUGACAUGGUUGAAAGUCAGGUCCUGAGAAUCCUGUAAUUGGAUCUCAUGGGGUUUCCGUGCCUUAAGUCAUGAACAGAUUUGGUUUGUUUAGUUCUGGGCUUGUUGGAAUAAAUUUACAUUCUUCAAGAGUUUUGAACUCCUGAAGCUUAUUGAAUCAUGUAAUAUAAACAACCUGGAUUUGAACCUGUUGUUUCAGUGAACUUUCAUGUUUGUUUAAGGUUUCAUCAUCUCUAUACAGACACAGCUUUCAUCGUGUUUACUUUUUCACCUUCAGCUUUGCCAUCCAUCGUCAGCAAGGAAUAGAACUCUAAUUUACUAUCAUUUUGAGCUAAAAUGAUUAAGUUUAAGCCUGUUUAAUGCAUGAUGCAACUUUAGUUGACUUGGACAUAACAACGCUAAGUACUGAUUAGGACAGUUAGUUCACAGUACAUAUUCAUCCGACCAAGAAAGAAGCACUAGUUUCUUUCAAGAUAAUCUGAUUAAGAUUAGAGCAAUUUUCAGUUUUCAGUUCGUAACAACAGCAAAGGAAAUAACCACAGAGCUUAAAGGGCUUCAGAAGGUUUGUUGGUCUGCUGCAUGUGAUUUUUUUUUGAUUAUGGAUUAGAACUAAAGUAGCUAUACUAACGUAUAUUAGGCUCCCUUUGCAUGAAGCUGGCAAUGCGGCUUCCCAAUAUUCAAUCGUUGAGUUUAGAUAUAUAAAGUGGUGUAAAAUUAUUCUCUAUUAGGAACAAACAAACAAAAAAAUUGCAUCUUAGAUGAAAGGGUCAAAAGGGAAAUUGUUCAUAAUCUUUCUAGUUUUAGUCUUCAUUCCAUGUCAAAGUAGUAUUCUUGAAGAAGUUCAUGUUACAGUGAUCAAUGGGUUGGGACAUGGGAAGAUUAUGGAUAUUCAUUGUCGAUCAAAAGAUGAUGAUCUCGGUCGUAUUGCAAUUCCUGAUGGGCAUUCCAUAUCUUGGAGUUUCCGGGUUAAUUUGUGGGGAACUACUCUGUUUUACUGCGAAGUGGAUUGGAAUGACGACGACUCUGAUGUUCCUAAGCGUUUUGAUGCGUAUUCCCACAAACGCGACGGCCGGCGGUGCCAUUCGGAAUGCAUGUGGAUGAUCGCCGAGGACGGAAAAUUGUACGGCCGGGAUCCUAAUUCCGGCCAGUGGGAGUUCAUGCCUUACCGACGUUAACUCUUUUUAGUACUUCCAAUUUGCAACCAACCACAAUGUUGGAGCUUUUGUUUUAGUUAAACACAGAGAUUAAAAACCAUUGGAUAAAAUGGACAAUAAAUCUACUUCUCAUA
Molecule: messenger RNA, 3728 nt
Organism: Oldenlandia corymbosa var. corymbosa
Lineage: Eukaryota; Viridiplantae; Streptophyta; Magnoliopsida; Gentianales; Rubiaceae
Source: the annotation of a GenBank genome assembly